Amphibalanus amphitrite is the source of this 3384-nucleotide messenger RNA. Its product is annotated as zinc finger CCCH-type with G patch domain-containing protein-like. Gene Ontology annotation, cellular component: nucleus. The record is from RefSeq and is a predicted model, not a curated record. The transcript has 10 exons. Gene Ontology annotation, molecular function: DNA-binding transcription factor activity, RNA polymerase II-specific; metal ion binding; RNA polymerase II cis-regulatory region sequence-specific DNA binding. Lineage: Eukaryota; Metazoa; Arthropoda; Thecostraca; Balanomorpha; Balanidae. Gene Ontology annotation, biological process: negative regulation of DNA-templated transcription; regulation of transcription by RNA polymerase II. Bases 1062 to 2747 code for a protein of 561 amino acids.
CGGAAAACCCGGAAAACUAGCUGGAAGAAAAAUAAACGAUUUUUUGUUACUCAGCCAUAGAAAACCAACUCAAUAUAUUUGACGGGGUUCGGGCAUUUUUCAAUCAAAGCCGCCAGUUGUGCCGGUUCAUUUCACAGUGCUAUAUUAUAAAGAUCAAUUCUAAAGUUGAGGACCAGGAUGGAUGAAGCUAACCUGAAUGAUUAUAUGAUACAGGUGACUUAAUCAAAUAAACAUUUAAUUGACAUCAAUUGUGCUGUGCAUAAAGGACAAGACUAAGAGUGCAUAUGCUGUCUGUGGUGCAUGUUCAGUGUUAUCACUACCAGGCCGAGGCUAUUUCAAUUUGCCUCUAGGAUUGGUUGUCAUGAUCAGAACUGCAGAGUCAGUCAUAGUCUGUUGGAGUCAACUGUUCUUCCCGUAGUCAGAGUUGCCAAAAUCCUACCAACCCUGACUCCGGAGUUUGAGCGCCUUACACUGGUUUGCUCAAUGUCAUGCCCUGCGGCCUGCACCUGUUUGAUUGGUAAUAUUAUGCUUGUUGACCUUUUUGAAAUGAAAAUUUUGUUGAAAAAGGUGAUGCUCCUGUUUUGUAGAAGAUUUUCAGCAAAAGAAGCAGAAGCCUUUGGCAGAGCCUGCUUUAAUUCUGCAUGUUAUUGAAUGUUAAGGCAUAUUACUGCAAUGCAGUAUCUUGGAACGCACAAGGGUGAAAGGAUCGUUUCAGUCAAAAUAAAACAUCCCUGUUAUGACCUUUAUUAUCAUGAUUGGAUUUGAAGAAAAUCAUCUAGAGUCAGAGCUGGAGUUGGAGUCGCAUUCAAUUUUUUUAAGCUUGAGUCAGAGUCAGAGUCACCUAAAAAAUCCAUCAACUCCACGGCCCUGGUCACGAUGAUUGCUGAAAUAAGUACUAUGAAAUGAUAGAUUAUUGAAUACUAUACCUAACCUGGAAGCAAUUCCUCCUUCAUAGUUCAGUUUCUUAGGAAAGAUUCUUAGAAAGUUUGUCUGAUUAAGUUUCUUCAGUUUAACUUUGAAAACUUCUCCAGAAAAUCCAUGGUUUGUGCAAAAAAUGAAUUAUGUGUGGACACUGGAUUCUGCUGGAGCAGGUGAACGCUGCCUUGGCAGCCGCACCAGACAAUGAGGAGCUGCGAGAACUCGCCUCCAGUCUGACUGAGCUGAUUGGUCUGACACAGCUGCAGCACAGCAGCUCUCACCAGACAAGCUCUGUGGAACCGACCUCUGAACAGGGUCUGACUGCCAAUGCCAGGGGUGGUCAGGCGACCUCUUUACAAAACAGUGGACCUGCUCCAACAGAGCCAUCAAGAAGCCUUGAUGAUGAAAUGGCACUAUUCAAGAUGGAGAUUGAGGCGGUGGAGCAGGGGCAGCAGACCGAGCACUCUCCGACCGAGAGCUCGGCAGCCGGAGACGAUGGGCCGUCGCCACCGCCGCCUGGUGGCAGCGCCGAGAACCUCAGUCUGAGGCAGCAGCAGCAGCGGCAUACUGCUGAGCUAAAGUCGAGUCUGGAGCCCAUGGUCGGGACGAGGUGUUCGGCUCCGUUCACCCAGUCGUGGGGCCAGCUGGAGUACCACGCCGCCGUCAUCGAGGCUGUGGAUGACGCCAGUCUGGAGAGCGCCACUACCCCGCAGGAUGUGAUGCUGCGCGUUCUGUUCAGCCACCCGACCCAGAGGGUGAUGCAGCCGUGCCGGUACUACCUGCGCCAUACGUGUAGCUACGGAGACGAGUGCCGCUUCUCACACGGUCACCUCGUGUCCGUGGCGGACAUCAGGGAAUACAGCGACUCGGCGUCAGAGCUCACCGCCGGCAGUGCGGUGCUGGUGCCGCGUGACUCCGACUCGGGCCUGUGGCAGCGCGCUGUGGUGCAGCUGGUGCACACAGACACGGAGGAGGCCACCGUGCGGCCCAUCGGACACCGACACACGCGGCACGUGCCGCUCUCACAGCUGGUACCGCUGGCGGCGGCGGACGGAGCCGUGACGGGAGAUGGCUCUGGCGCCUCCAGCUCCGACAGUGAGACAGAGAGCGAGCCCGGACGGGAACCGGAGCCAGAUCCGGAGCCGGACCCUGAACAGGUCGAGUUCUGCCCCCGACUGACUUGGAACGGCACACUGGGCUCCACCAGCCAGCUCGGCGCCUGGGAAAAGCACACAAAGGGUAUCGGCUCGCGACUGCUGCAGCAGAUGGGUUACGUUGUCGGUACGGGCCUGGGGCCGCAGGCGGACGGCCGGGUGGAGCCAGUCGAGGCGCGGGUCUACCCUGCCGGCAGAUCGCUGGACCACUGCAUGGCGCUACGUGAGGGCUCAGCGGCCGCCGGUCAGUCAUGUCUCCUCACAGUCGAGAAGAGACUGGAGCGCGAUCAGCGGCGACAGCAGAAGAUCGGCGAGAGAGCCUAUCAGCGGAGCAAGGCCCAGAACGCCAUGUUUGACGUCAUUAAUCGGGUGAUGGGCGCAGAGGAAGAUGGUGAGGACGACCGGCCGCCGCGACCCGCCCCGGUGAAGUCCGCCUCCCGGGCCGAGCUGAACCUGCGUGACCUGAAGGUCGGGGAGCAGAUCCGAGCUGCCGAGCGCCAGGUGGCCCGGUUAGAGGCCGGGUGUCGGAGGAACAGCGCCGGAGCCACGGGGGCCGACCUGCGGUCCCGGCUGGCCGACCAGAAGGCGCACCUGGGUAGGUUACGGGCCCAGGAGGCCAGCAUUCACGCGGAGAAGAGGGAGCGGACGACCAGUAAACGGUUAGAUGUGUUCUGAUGGAGGUGGGGUUAGACACGGCUGGGUCCGGCUGGGUGGGGAUACGGGUGAGGGAUGGUUGUUGUUGGAGGCAUCGAACAUCCUUUCUGGGCUGCACAUUCGCCCUCCAUUGUGAUAUGAUGUGGUUUGAACUAGAUUGUAUGCGUAACAUAACGAAUCAUUAUGUUAAGUUACAUUUAUGUAACUGACACAGUGAGAACAGGGCUGAAAUUGUCCUGUUCUUUUUAGUUUUCACCACGUCGUGUAGAUCACCACGUGUAGACCGUUGAUGUUGUUACCAUGCGCUGACACGCAAAUACCCGUGGGAUUUUGCAAGCUCCAUGGUCUUACGAGUGCUGCCUGUAUUCUUCCUAAUGAAAACGAGGAAGGACGGAAGAACUGGAUUCUUCUUUCAUCAUUGGUGUUUAUAUUGCUUUUAUAUUCGACCUCCUAUUGAACGUUCGCCAUUGUAUAAAACGACCAUUAUCUACUCCGCCUGUUGUUUUGCUUUUGCUCGUCUGGGUGUGUGAGGCAAGAAUAUCUUCGUGUAAAAACUAUGCAUGCAGUAGGAUUGUUCAAGUCAGACGUACCACUGUCAAUCGCCGCUCAGUUGUGUAUUUAUUGUCAUGUGAGAAAAAUAUGCGACGAAAACAAGGAA